Molecule: messenger RNA, 3510 nt
Organism: Aureobasidium vineae
Lineage: Eukaryota; Fungi; Ascomycota; Dothideomycetes; Dothideales; Saccotheciaceae
Source: the annotation of a GenBank genome assembly
AUGGCCCCUCGUUCCAAGACAGCCCCUGUCGGCUCGUCGCAAUGGAUCCAGACCGAGCGCGACCAGGCUGCCGAGUUUGUCGACAUGGAGGUUGAGGAGUUUGGCUAUGCUGCCCAGAACGAGAUGGAAUGGCUGAACGAGCACAUGGCCGAGAUUUUUAGUAGCAACCCUGUACUCCUGGAAAGCUGCGAGGAAAGACUCCUCGUACAGCGCCCUCUGACGGAUCUNUUUGCGCCCAAUCCCCAAUCGACCUUCAGUCCAGCACCCAAGAACGACUUUUACUCAAAGGUUGCCCAGUUCCAGAUCGCGCAGGAUGGCGAACAAGAGCGCCCUCGCUCGGGAACUUCCAGAAAAAGCCCUCUGCGCGUGGGCAAGGAGAACAUGGAUUCUGGAUACCAUGGCAUGACCGAGGACGAGAUGGAUGUUGACUCGCAACAAUCCAUGCUCAAAAACAGCCACGCCCAAGCUCCCGACCUCGAACCUCUACAAGAGCACGUCACAAACGAUCCUGUUGUUAACGACACAGCAUCUUCUGUUUCGGCUAACGAAGACGCCGAGAAUGUCCACGAGGAUCUCGCAGAAGACGAUGACCAGGCCACUGUGCCCGACCCCGAGUCUAGCAGCCGACCCGUUACACAAGAUUCGAACGCGCCAUUUGCGGAUGAAGAUUUGCAGGCUGAAGAGGACCAGAACGAAAACCAAAUGGCAGACGAGGAAGAGCUGGAAGAGGAAGAAGAAGACGACAAUCCUAAAUCGCCAUCCGAAACCUCGACACCCGACAAGCCAUUAACGCGUAAGAGCAGUUUGACCUUCGCCGCCUUGCCUGCCCGUGAGCCUUUGACUGCUAAGCGGAGUAUUGGCCCCAGAGGCAGUCACAUGGAUGCGUUUGGUGGUGCUCGCACAAGUGCCUUUGGUAAGAGCUUUGGUAUCACGCAACAGACCAACUCUCAGUCGGCAGAAGAUGCAGACGAACACAACAAAACGUCGACCCAAAGGCUGCACGAGCGCAUAACUUUGCUCGGCCAGCAGAAGGAGCCUCGCACAUCCAAGUCCAUUCACAUGCCUGCUUAUCCUUCUCUACCAGCCCACGAGCACAGAUCUACUGCUGGACCGUCUCAAGAAAAUGUUCAAGGCGACACACAACCGCUCGUCGACGAUGAUGAUGAUGACGACUGGAUCGCUCCCAUAAUUACCAGCUCUCGUGCCGCUAGCGGCGUUGACACACAGAAGCUGAAUGACCAAGUAUCUGACCCUGUCUCAAUUGAAGAAGCGCAACCAGCCUUUACUGGCAUUCCUAAGCCUGCAUUGCGCGAAUCGCCCUCCAAGUACUUCAUGGGACACCACAAGUCCAACUCGACAGCCACUCUCGCUUCUCCUGCAAAGGUUGCAACUGCUCCUCAUCACGCUCACCACCAGAAGAACACAUCUGUUUCCAAUCCCAACUUCCCUCCCGGCAGCGGUGCCACGACUCCUGUUGCUAACUCUAUUGCUUCUCCGACAAAACAAAAGUUCGCCGAAGCACCUAUUAGCGCAUCCAAGGCCAAGCUCUAUUCUGUCUUUAAAUCUGCCAAAGGUAUGUUUGGUAGUAGUGCUGCAGCCAGCGCCCAGGCGAAGAUGAACUCACUUUCCUCUCCCCAUCGACCGCUCUCUGCGGCAACAUUCGAACGUCCCGAUUCAGACAUGUCCAAGAUGCCUGGCGGUCUCUACCCUGAUCUUAGCCAGAACAGGCCGGCCACCGCUCUUCCCGCAACCGGUGGAAGCAGGCGAACUCGCAGCUCAACUGAGCACGCCCGUAAGAAGGACAAGGAAUCCAAGGACGAAACGAGUGCUAUGGAUGAUCUGGAGAAGGUCAGGCAACAAGAGAGGCAGAAGGCUCACGAGAAGGCUGAGAAGGACAAGGCUUCCGAAGCCGCAAGAGUCGAGAAGGAGAGACAUGCUGCGGCUAGUCGUCCUGGUGCUGCAUCACAGCAAUCGUGGAGAUCGACUGCAGAUGAAGCAAGCGACGUCGAUGAAGCUGGUCCUCCAGUGCCUCCCAAGACUGGCGCUCCAGCUGGCAAAUUGAGAGCGCCUGGCAGACUGGCCAAGCCAUCGAGAUUGGGUAGCAUUCAGCCAAAGCCUGCCCCAGUCAGCAUCAAGGUGGCAUCGGGUUCGCAAAGACUUGGCUCCACNCCAGCCGGGAAGCUCUUCUCAAGAUACGAACACUGCCCCAGCCACUCGCCAACAAGCGACACGCUCUGGCAGUGCACAACCCCUGCAUUGUCCAAGUCAGUUGGUGCUGGUGCUGGUUCGGUGCGCAGCGUAAAGGCCCUCGAGGCUGCUGCCAGANNAAAAAAGGAACAAGACGAAAAGGUGGCACUGNNAAGAAAGCAGAACAGAAGCGCGAGAUUGAGCGCAAGCGAGCUGCCAAGGCCGAAGAAGAUCGUAAAGCAGAACAGGAACGCAGAGCAGAGAAAGGUCGAGCAACAGAGACAGCUGGCUUUGCAGCAGAAGAAGAGUGCUGAACUGGCUGCAAACAUGGAGCAAGAGAAGAUGGACAGGCAGCAAGCACAGUCUACAUUGCCCCGUGGAGACAUUGGUGGCACACUGAGACAGCUCUCCAAGCAAGAUCGACCCGCACCUCAAGCCAACAGUGCAAAGCCCGCCAAACGUCCUCUUCAGCAAGAGGUCGAAGAGUCAUCGCAGCGUCCUACUAUCGGUAGAGCGCCAACAUCGUACCAGCAGCAAGGUGACAAGCGACGCAAGACGUUGGAGGGUGACGACGAUGAGGUCGAUAGGCCGUCAGACAACGCCUUGACAGCUCCUCCAAAGAGACCGUCGAACAUGCGCAAAGAGUCAACACUCAACAAAUUCCCACACGGUUACACUCACGCACCUCCGCCAGCUGCUCACCACUCUCAGAACAUGUUCAAGGCGACGGUCACAGCACAACAUCACGCACAGCACGCCAAAGCAGGUAUGCAUCCUAAUGAUAUGAUGAAGUUGUCGACAGCUCGGAUCCCCUUCGCAGAGAACUCGAAUCCUCCUGGAGCAUCUUCGAGCAAGGGAGCACCUCCAUCGGCAUUCAAGACACCUGGACGACCGGCGGCUCAAGUCGUUUCUAAGAAAUCGGUACCCAAGUCUGCCAAAUCUUCACCUCUGUACCCCAAUGGAGACAACAUCAAUCUGCCUGAGAUUGCCACAGACAGCGAAGAUGAGGAUUCGGACGAUGAUCAAACUGGUGGAUUCCGAGCGCCCUCUUGGGUUGCGUCGCCGGCACUCCGCGAUCUGCUUACACAGCAACAGCUUGUGGAUCCUGAGAGCAUCUUUGGACCCAUCGCACCGCUACAGAUGGAAGAGGUGUUCCGCAACAGCAAGAACCCCGAACGACUGAAGAAGUUCCGCGAGCGUGGAUCAUCUGCUCGCUGGGUCGACACGGGAGACGCAGUCACGAAGGAAGAAAAGGUCAAGGACCGUGAGAUGCGUGCACGAGUUGUCAAAGAAGGUGGAUGGAGAUUCGGACAGGACGCUUAA